CGUCCACAUUGCCAGCCUCAUCUUCAUUGGCAGCAUCGCCAUCGUGGCAGUCUGUAUUUGUAGCCAUGUAGGCUCAAGGGUAAUGGCCGCGCCGUCGGAGGCACCUGACAAACCAGAGGUCCUUCGGCUUCUGGAGAAAUGGCACAAACCGUCCUUGCACCAUGAUUCUGCAGAGUUGCGCACGCUGGAACGCGUGACUGAAUCAGGCAAGGAGUUUUGGAGGAGGCGGUUUGAGCGCAGCAUUGCUGAAGCAGAUGGGAGGCCGCUUCUGCUGUCGUAUGCUGGCGAUGGCACAAAACUCCGAACGGUGCAUGGUUCCAGCGUCCGGUACAAUUGCAAACGUGCCAGGCUAUGUGGGCGCCAGUUUCUCGAAUACUACGUGCAGCUGUGUUUCCUCGAAUUCGUCGACCCCUCAGGUCGCAAGAAUGUCACGGUCAUGUUUGAUGAGCCAAAUCCCAUGACAGACGGCCAAGGAGCUGCCGCAUCGGCUGCUUUCGCUUUGCGUAUGAUCAUGAACCCGAGGAAAUACGGCCAUGGAGGCCUCAUCAUAUUUCAUUGCGCAUUUGACCGCGCCUUAUUAGCAUCAGUUUCUCGCAUAUUGAAGCAAUGGUGGAAAAAGGAAGCCGUCCAACAAACAGAUAUCUACGAGCAUCCGCCGGACAUUUUGUAUUUGAUGCAGUGGUUUGUCGAAACAGGGUGCAGCAUGCACGACACCCAUAAGUCAAUCGAGUGGUCUUUGUGGACGUGGUACCAUAACACAUCUCUGAUGAAAAACGUGCACUUGGCCAUCGAAAGCCUUCGCGAUAGCAUGCAACAGUUGAGCGGGUUGACUCCCGAGUGGAUGUGGGACGUUACGGUCGCUCGCUCCGCCGAGGAACUCGACGACCCAGACGAUUUGAAACAUUUCUGGUUGGCGAUGGGCGUGGAGGAGAGCGUCGUGGCCACCCUGGUCAGCUUGCGCUUGCGGUACUUUGGGGGUCGACUCGAGAUCCUUGACACAGGCGAUGCGGGCGAGGACACCUUCACCAAUAUCAAUUUCUGCUUGUUCAGCGUCUGGCGCUUGAAAAAGUUCAAUGGCAGCAGGUGGCAUGCUGCGACCCGGGCUUGCCAGAUGGGCGUCGGAGCAAUAUUUGGCGGGCUGCGCGGACUCGCCAAGCACGUGCUGGACCGCCCCAACGCGCAGGACUUUUACUUGGGAGGCGUGGAGCGGCUCGGUUCGGACGAACUUCACUUCAUGGUGACGGCUGCUACGGCCAGUUUCCCAGCGGGCGCAGUGAUGCAGAUGUUGCUCAGAGAUUCCCGGGUGGCCAAGCACCUGUGCGCUCUGAAGACAACUAUUCGUGAGGCGAUGGAUAAACUUUGCAACUAUGGCGAUGGUAUAUGGGGUCUCUUCGGGAGAGUCUGCAACAUGGCUGGCCCUGAAGUGCGGCACUCGUCCAUUGGCGCGGCCCACGUCGCCAUCGGUUUCAUGAUGUUUCGCUUUGUCUGGAAAGCAGAAGGCGCCCCUUGGUGCAUGGUUCGUGGAGACGUUGAUGCCAAUUUGGACGCUCUCAAACGAGGCCCGAUACCGACCGAACCCAUCACGGAGCAGAUGUGGCAUCUGGACAAAUUCCCUUGGGGGCGGCGUGUCAACAGACAGGGUGUCGCGCUGCUGGCCGACAUACCCUGGGACACGAUUGCGGCGGAGCAUUUGCACGCUUCGGGGGCGCUCCGGGGCAAAUUUCGCCCUGACACAACGUGCGAGGGCCUGAUGGCGAGGGCGUUCAUGCACAUGAGUAAGAAGGUCCCCCCAGGCCUCGACGAGGACGAACGCCGCGAAGCCAUGCUACACAAUCGUUUGAAGCGCCUCGAGAAAAGGCGGCCGCAAAGUUACCAGGGGCGUGAGCAGUAUGUGAAGGAACUCGUUGAGUUGUCCAAGGUCCGGGAGGCCCGCAACCUGCAGGCGUUCAACAGGGAACGACUCAAAAAAGCUGCAGAGAAGCCGCCGCUCCGGUUCUCUUCCUGCAAACUGGCGCAGGGUGAUUUCUUGGAGUGGGAUGAGAUCUUCAACAGCGGCGCCUUCAGGGAUGGUCGCGGUCUGGAUGACAUGCGCAAGGCAGCCAGAGAGGCGCCGCCUAAGCUCACCAAGACGUUUCUCGAUGAGCUCGAGGGGUACGCAGCUGAGGAAGAGGGGAAGCACGACAGACCGCCCUGGUUCCCCGCGGUCGUUCGAAACAGGGAGUCGUUUGCGUCGACCAUUUUGGGGCUUCAGACCGGCGGCGAGUGCAAGUAUUACAAGUUUAUCUUCGCAGCGCAGAGUCCCCAGUUCAUCAUGUUCGCCCCACUCGGCGAGAAGGACGCGUACUUCCCCGCGCACGUCAGCAUGUUUGGCGGCAGCUGGGAAGAUGCGUGCGUUUCUCAGUGGCUUCAUAAUUUCACCUUCGGCGCCUUGGAUUUCGCUGCCUGGUUCGACCUUCCCCUACCAGACGACGCAGCCAGCAUUCGGGUGCUCCGGAAUGCGCAUUAUGCCGGCGGCUACGAUAUCGCGUGCGACGACGAUGAGUUCCUGAAGCACUGGCCGUGGUUAGCGGGGAAGUUCGAGGAGGAGGAAAGCGAGCGUCGGAGAGCUGCGGGCCGACGGUCAGGCUUGCGCAAGGGUGAGUCGGACGACGAGACACCCGAGGAGCAGCGCAUGAACGACGAGGACAUCGAGGAGAUGAUGGAGCAUCUCCACGCCGUCCGGGAGGAGUGGGAUUUGGGGCCAGAUGCGCCCCAGGAUUUCCUCCUCAAGGUACUGGGCGGAAAAUGGUGCAUGGAGCAUUACGGCGUGCCUUUCGACGCUUUCAAGGGCGAGGCGCACGGGGAGAUGGCCAUCGACUUCGCCGAGAGGUACCUUCGGGGCGCCACCGCACGAUUUAAUAUAUCAUUUUACACAAUACCCGGCGCGCAUUUAUGCGCGGAGACAUGGUGCUGCAAAGCGCAGCAUUUUUUUGACCGGCGGCUCGCGUCGGGCGCCAGGGACUAUGUUUUCACCGAACAAGAUGUCAUGGAGUACACUGAAACUCCGAAGUUUCUUCAGCUCGUCGAGGCGGCUACGGACCCGCGGGCGAAGAAGAG
Messenger RNA from Prorocentrum cordatum, 3096 nucleotides. The record is from the annotation of a GenBank genome assembly. NCBI's taxonomy places the organism in Eukaryota, Dinophyceae, Prorocentrales, Prorocentraceae.